Messenger RNA from Sebastes umbrosus (honeycomb rockfish), 2613 nucleotides. RefSeq names its product transcription factor 12-like. Gene Ontology annotation, cellular component: transcription regulator complex. Lineage: Eukaryota; Metazoa; Chordata; Actinopteri; Perciformes; Sebastidae. Gene Ontology annotation, biological process: regulation of transcription by RNA polymerase II. Bases 131 to 1603 code for a protein of 490 amino acids. The record is from RefSeq and is a predicted model, not a curated record. The transcript is spliced from 13 exons. Gene Ontology annotation, molecular function: protein dimerization activity; RNA polymerase II cis-regulatory region sequence-specific DNA binding; DNA-binding transcription factor activity, RNA polymerase II-specific.
GCAUGACCAGCAGGGGUAGGUUAGUGCAUGUGGACUACACACACACACACACUAGUAAAGACAAGGACAGACGAGCUGCUUGUGGACUGUACUCAGAGCCUGGAGUCUUUGCACUGAACCAGACGGAGUUAUGUACUGUGCUCAUCCUGUCUCUGGCACAGGCAACAACAACUCAUUGAUGUAUUGCUACAACAUGAAACCAGUUUACGGGCAGUCUCCCACUAAUGACGACAUCAACCAGAACCCAUCUUCACAUCCGUCCAGCAAGGCCCACAGCAAUGUGUUUGCAAGCACCUUCUUUGAGGGGACGAGCAAUUCGCCUGACAUCUGGAACGCUGUAAAUGGGCUGAACCAGCAGGGCUAUGAAGGUGCACUGGGAGCAGCCACGAACCACCAAACACAGCCGGGGAGCUACAGCAGCAGCCUGCAGCCGCCACAACACAGUCACAUGGACUACUCUCCACAUUCAGUGAUGACUGCCGACAUUAACAGGGGUCUCCCACCAAUGUCCACUUUUCACCGCAACAACACAGCACCACGCAACAACACCUCAGAGAGUCCAACAGGAAGCAAGAUGCAUGUGUCUGGAGGGUCACAGACGGGCGAUACGUUAGCCAAAGCUCUGGCCUCUAUUUACUCCCCCGAUCACACCAGCAGCAGCUUCCCCUCCAGCUCGUCCACACCGGUGAGGUCUCCGUCCCCGCUGCAGAACGCAGCUGAACCUGCAGGUACCAACAUGUGGCCCCGGAGUUCAGUUCAGGGACCAGUCUCACCACACUAUGAGUCUUCACUCAUAUCAUUGUCUCAGGUGGAGGACCGACUGGACAGACUGGACGAUGUGAUCCACGUCCUGAGGAACCACGCUGUGGGCCCCCAACCCGGCAUGCCCUCUGACAUCCACGGCCUGCUAAACCAGAACCUCCACGGCCACCUGGGAUCUACCAGCCAUAUACCGCUCACUUGCCACGCUUCAGCCAUGGUUGAAGCUGUCAAUAUGAACAACAACCACUCAGCCUUCCAGAGCCGCACACAAAAUGGCCACCCGUACCCAGCCAGACAGAGGGCCACGCUGCAGCCCAUGCAAAGUGGAGGAGGUCUGCAGAGUAAUCUGGAGCUGAAGAUGGAAAGCCGGGAAAGGGAAGAGAUGAUGCACAGCUCUGACAGCCAGAGAUCAGAUGAGGAGAGCGAACUCAAAACACAAGGAGAAAACAGCGGAUGUAACAGCAUCCACGAGGAUGGGGAUGAGGAUCUGAGCCCGGAGCAGAAGGCCGAGCGUGAGAAAGACAGGAGGAUGGCCAACAACGCCCGGGAGCGUCUGCGUGUGCGGGACAUCAACGAGGCCUUCAAGGAGCUGGGUCACAUGUGUCAGCUGCACCUGAAGAGCGAGAAGCCGCAGACCAAGCUGCUGGUGCUGCACCAAGCCGUGGGGGUGAUCCUCAGCCUGGAACAACAAGUCAGAGAGAGGAACCUGAAUCCGAAAGCAGCGUGUCUGCGGAGGAGAGAGGAAGAGAAGGCGUCUGCAGCCAUGACGGAUCCACAGUCCAUGCAUCUCGCUUUCCAUCCCAGUCUGACGGACCCAACAAAUCCCAUGGGCCAUCUCUGAGCAUCUGAUUACAACUACAUCAAACCCAGCAUCAAAAUGUUGAGUGAACAGCAUCCCAGGAAGCAUCCAGCUGUUUUGGACGACCAGCGUUUCUUCUGAAUUCGGACCAGAGCGGAGAACAAUCAUCUCCUCGCUUCCCAAACGGACUUCUAACUUUGUGCCUAAACUUUACUUGUAUCAGACAAAAUGCAUUGUACGCUGCAGAUGUUUUGUAUAUAUUUUGUAUAUUUAUUGAUUAUCUCUCUGUUUUGAAUAUAUCUGAGAGAAUGAGACCCGCUAGUGACGAGAUGUCACCUGCAGUUUUUGAUUUUUGGCAGAACCAGAUUAUGUUUCUGACUGACUUUUACAGUGUAUCACUAUUAACCACGUACACUCCUGAUUCCCACCGAGCUCAGAGGACCGACAUUCCCACAUUUGUGCGUUCAGACAACAGAUUUCAUUUGUCCUGUGGUGUGAGUGGGAGUGUGAACUGUUGUGUGCGUGCGUGUGUGUGUGUUGCAGGAGUUUGACCAUUCUGUGAAUGAACAGAUCUCCGAGAAUGUUCUUUAACACAGCGGCAUCAUCUGUUAUUUGUAUAUUUGUGUUAUAGCACUGUUAAAAGGAUAACACUUAAUGAUACACUGGUAUCUUCUUCUCAGUGUAAUUAACGCUCUUCAGACGUAGUCGAAGCUCUUUGCAUGUUUGAGUUUUUAAUAGAACAUUAAUUUUUCUAAGUUAUGUAACUUAUCUUUUAUACAAAUAUUGUGAGUUUCAUAAUGUCUCUCUAUUUACUUUUACACAGAAAAACCCUUCCUUUUUUGUGCAGUUUUACUAGAUGUAGCCACAAUGUCAUGCUCUGAGCAAUACAGUAUUACAGAAUAAUUGAUGUCUUGUUUGCUUAUCACAUUGCUGAACAAAUAAUAAUCACAAAUAAUCUCCUAUCAUAACAUGUACAGUAUGUGUACAGUUUGAAGUAGCCCACAGGCAUGUGUCGAAAUGAUAAAGUAGCAAUAAAUGUCUUUUUUCAAAUA